Messenger RNA from Spirodela intermedia, 2406 nucleotides. The record is from the annotation of a GenBank genome assembly. NCBI's taxonomy places the organism in Eukaryota, Viridiplantae, Streptophyta, Magnoliopsida, Alismatales, Araceae.
AUGGGGAUCCGCUUCGUGCUCCUUGUGAACAAGCAGGGCCAGACACGGCUGGCUCAGUACUACGAGUACCUCACUCUGGAGGAGCGGAGGGCUCUCGAGGGCGAGAUCGUACGCAAAUGCCUUACGCGCACUGAGCAGCAGGUCUCCUCUCUCUCUCUCUCUCUCUCUCUCUCUCUCUCUCUCCCCUCAAAUACUCAAGAUUGAGGGAAGUGAGGCCUGCUUUCCUCUCCUUGUUUGUUGCUUGCAUUUAGUCCCAUGGCAGAUCCCCCAAUUUGGCCAAUUCCGUCGGUGUGGUUUCUUACUCCAAUCACCACAAUUUGCCGAUUUCUGCACGUGUUCUGUUCUUUCCUGAGCAUGCUAGCAGCGGCGCAUUGAUGGAUCUUUGGGCAAUUGGAUCGGGUGGUGCAAAAGCAUAUUUCACCAGCAAGGUCACUUUUGGGACCCAUCGCUCACUCCCUAUUUUCAUCCCCUUGGUCAACAUUAGAUUCGACCAUAGUCCUAUCUAUGGCUCUCGAAACUCUCAUCAGAUGUAGAUAGACAACUAGAAAGCAAUCGGGUGAUGACUUUACUCUGUUCGAGACACGAACAAACUUAUGUCAUCCCUUGGACAGACGACAGUUCAGAUCAUCUUUAUCGUUUUAGUUGCCUUCGUUGAUAAAUUAUUCACCCAUUUUUUUAUGGCUGAUACCGAAGCAAUUUGGAUUAUAGUCUACUUACUAUGCUUGUUCUUCUGCUCGUGCUAUUGAUUUCGUAAGCACAGGCCCUCAUAUGAUAUGAGAUUACCACGACCUUGUUUCAAUCUUGAGGCAUAUAUAGCAACUCCAAUCUAGGGUAGGAACGGGCCUUAAAAAUUUAUUGGUGGAUCUUUGGCACCUAGUCCAUACCAGGGUUUAUCCAGUGCUACUUUGGAAUGACCUUGGCAUCCAAAAGAUCUGUUUUUCUUGAAACUGCGCUUACAGUGUGAAUCUAAUAGUCAUCCGAAAGGAUGAUGUAACUUGAUAUGUGCCGAACGCGGGGCAUCAGUGGUGAAUAAUUCUGAAGCUUAUUUGCCAUGAUUAAAUGCAUAACUUCUUCUUUGGUAUCUUUUUUAUCAGAUUGAAACACGAAAAUUCAUUCAACCAGAUAAUCAACUUGACAAAAGGAAACAAAAUGCUGCAGAACUCGUUGUUUGGAGUCUGGAAAUACCUGCUUAUUGACAGGAAUUAAGAUGGUAUUCUUGGAAUAUGAUUUUCUUUGUGCUGAUUUAGGCCCCCUGAUUGGUUUCAUGAGAACCUUUUACUCCUAUGGAUUGGUUAGGGUGUUGGUGAUCCUUAUUGAAGCAUUGAAAAACAGUCCUCUCUUAUCAUUUGUGGUUCUUCUCUCUGUAAAAUUAUAUUUUGCAUUGGAGGUCCCAGAGUCACUUGGAGUGCGAUCUAAGGGGCUUCUUCAGUGUCUUUAAUGGUGACACCGGUGUCUCCAGAGAACUACCCAUACUAUCUUGUUCCUAGGCCCACAGAGGCUUGAGAGUUUCCCAAGUACCCUGAGUCUUUAGGUCUUCACGGUCUCUUCUCCAUCGAGUCUCUCAAAUACACCAAACAUUCUCAGAUCUGUGAACUAUGUGCCCUCGGCUGUGAGCAUUCUCCAGACUUGUGGGAAGGUAAACCUUGGAACCCAAGUCUGUAAACAGUUGACUUUUGUGUGCCUUUUCAUUCCGUGAUCUAGGAAACUCGUUCAUCUGCAGGGUACACCUCAAACAGAAGUUUUUUUUCUAUCCUACUUUUCUUUUUUGCAGUCUAGUGCCUUCCUAUGCUGAUAUUGAUGCAUUUUAUAACGGGACGCUUAAUCUUUACUGCUUCUGGUUUGGGUUUUUCUGAUUUCUUCUCUUCUGCUGCAGUGUUCCUUUGUGGAGCAUCGGAAUUACAAGGUUGUUUACAGGCGCUAUGCAUCGCUCUUCUUCUUAGUGGGCGUUGAUAACGAAGAGGUUCGCCACUCUCACAACCCUUUUUUUAGGAAGAUGGUGUCCAUGGAAGCGUGGGAAUCAUACCAACCCGCUAUGGGGUGGGGGAUCUCUGAACUGUGAUUUGGCUCGCGCCAUUCGUUGUCGGACUGACCCUUGUUUUCCCUCUGCAGAAUGAGCUGGCGGUUCUGGAAUUCAUUCAUCUCUUCGUGGAGACCAUGGACCGUCACUUCGGGAACGUGGUGUGUACGCCUUCUCUCUCCAAAUCUGCUUGUGACCUUGCCGUCAUCCUGGUCAUCUUUUAGUUUUGAUUCAGCUCGCGUCCUUCUUUGCAGUGUGAGCUGGACAUCAUGUUCCAUCUGGAGAAGGCGCACUUCAUGCUGGAGGAGAUGGUCAUGAAUGGGUGCGUGGUUGAGACCAGCAAGUCGAACAUCUUGGCACCAAUCCAGCUUAUGGACAAGGCCGCCUAG